This is a messenger RNA of Nestor notabilis (Kea), 345 nucleotides long. RefSeq names its product adrenodoxin, mitochondrial-like. The annotation marks the transcript as partial. Gene Ontology annotation, cellular component: mitochondrion. The record is from RefSeq and is a predicted model, not a curated record. The transcript has 4 exons. Lineage: Eukaryota; Metazoa; Chordata; Aves; Psittaciformes; Psittacidae. Gene Ontology annotation, molecular function: 2 iron, 2 sulfur cluster binding. Gene Ontology annotation, biological process: positive regulation of oxidoreductase activity; P450-containing electron transport chain.
AUAAGUGGAGAACUUGGUGCUAGCCCAGUGACAGAGACGAAUUUGUUAGUGUUCAAACUUUUACUGUUCUGUGAUGACCUGAUUGCUGUAGCAGGUGGAUGUGCAUGUGAAGGAACACUAGCCUGCUCAACUUGUCAUUUAAUCUUUGAAGACCACAUAUUUGAGAAACUAGAUGCAAUUACUGAUGAAGAGAUGGACAUGCUGGACCUGGCAUAUGGCCUCACAGAAACUAAUAGAAUCCUCUGCCAAAUCUGCCUGAAGAAAUCCAUGGAUGGUAUGACUGUUCGAGUACCAGAAGCCGUUGCGGAUGCUAGACAAUCAGUAGAUAUGAGUAAAAACUCCUAA